Molecule: messenger RNA, 2165 nt
Organism: Coregonus clupeaformis (lake whitefish)
Lineage: Eukaryota; Metazoa; Chordata; Actinopteri; Salmoniformes; Salmonidae
Product: arg8-vasotocin receptor-like
Exons: 2
Coding region: 55-1299 (414 amino acids)
Biological process (GO): regulation of systemic arterial blood pressure by vasopressin; G protein-coupled receptor signaling pathway; positive regulation of vasoconstriction
Cellular component (GO): membrane
Molecular function (GO): peptide binding; vasopressin receptor activity
Source: RefSeq, a predicted model, not a curated record
UCUGUCCCUCUGGCACUGUAACUAGGGCCAAGGCGCGCACAUAGGGGCUGUGCAAUGCACACUCCCGUCCAUGCGCUCCUCUUCAACAGAGUCAACCAGUCUCUGGUUUUCAGUCCUACGGAUGAACCGAUCAUGGGGAUACUUGGCAAUGGCACCAUCCUCCCGAACGGGAGCGAUCCUUUUGGAAGAAACGAAGAGGUCGCCAAAAUAGAGAUAACGGUCCUCAGCAUCACCUUUGUGGUGGCCGUGAUUGGGAACGUCAGUGUCUUGCUGGCCAUGUACAACACCAAGAAAAAGACGUCGAGAAUGCACCUUUUCAUCCGGCACCUCAGCAUAGCUGACCUGGUGGUCGCUUUCUUCCAGGUCCUGCCGCAGCUCUGCUGGGAGAUCACCUUUCGCUUCUACGGGCCAGAUUUCCUGUGCAGGAUAGUGAAGCACCUCCAGGUGAUGGGCAUGUUCGCCUCCACCUACAUGAUGGUGAUGAUGACCUUGGACCGUUACAUCGCCAUCUGUCACCCUCUGAAGACCCUUCAGCAGCCCACCCAGAGGUCCUACAUCAUGAUCAUCAGCACCUGGAUGUGUAGUCUGGUCCUCAGCAUGCCGCAGUACUUUAUCUUCUCUCUGAGUGAGAUCAAGAACGGCUCGGAUGUCUACGACUGCUGGGGCCACUUCAUAGAACCGUGGGGCGUAAAGGCGUACAUCACUUGGAUAACCGUCGGCAUAUUCCUCAUCCCGGUGUUCAUUCUGAUGAUAUGCUACGGGUUCAUCUGCCACAGCAUAUGGAAGAACAUCAGAUAUAAGACCAGAAAGACACCAGCGGGAGGUGCGUCUAAAAACGGUCUGAUGGGAAUGAACUCCGUUAGCAACGUUACCACUAUAUCCAGAGCGAAGUUGAGAACUGUCAAAAUGACUUUUGUAAUUGUCCUCUUUUACAUAAUAUGCUGGUCACCUUUUUUCAUCGUGCAGAUGUGGUCGGUGUGGGAUGAGAGUUUCGCAUGGGACGAAUCUGAGAACACUGCUGUCACAUUGUCUGCGCUCCUCGCGAGUUUAAACAGCUGCUGUAACCCGUGGAUAUACAUGAUCUUCAGCGGGCAUCUCCUUCACGACUUUACUCUUUGUUUCCCGUGCUGUAAUAAAUUACGUUACAAGUUCAAGAAAGAGGACUCGGAAAGCAGUCUCCGGAGAAAUACGGUUUUGACAAAAAUGACCAACCGAAGCCCAACGUGCAGUUCGGGCACUUGGAAAGACACUGACAACUACCCCAAGGUCUCCAUUCAAUCUAGCCAAGUGGAUACCUAACACAGCGCGUUAAACGAACAAACACAAGCUAGUGAUUAUUUAUUGAUUGACUCUUAUUGACUUGAUAGUUAUAAGACUUUCAAGGUACAACUUUAAAACGGGUUGGAAUCUGACAAUGAUUGACUGAUGUGUCUCUAAAAUAGAUGAGCGAUUACACAGUUGUUUUGGGAUAUAUUGUCUGGUAUGCCAUUUGGUUGGCCAGUCAGAAAAACAUCUCAAGAAUGAAGUCUUGAGAAAGUAAGAGUGAUAAGCUAAAAUCACAAAGUGAUAAGCUAUUUCCUCUGGUAAAAAUUUUUUAUAAGGUGAAGAUUCUCUUUUAUGUGCCAUAUAGUCUACAGGCCAGUGUUUCAACAGGUUCCAAACCUGAUUCUCUGGAGUCUAAUAUAGUUUAUAAUGGGUGAAAUACAUCAGAUCUGAAUUUGAAAAUGUAAAGUAGAAAAGAAACAGAUGAACUAUCUAAAUACCAACAGCUAUAUCACUUGAGUAAAAAAAAAAAAAAAAACGUUAGAACAUUCCACAAUCCCAGGGUCCUCUUUUCAAUGCACUCAUGACUUUCCAGUCUAGGAAUUUCUACAGCAAAACCCAGACUAAUUCAGAUGACAUGACAGAUCUCAGUGACCAAGGACCCUGGAUUAGAUCACAGUCAUGCCAUUAAGAUAGUGCACUUUUUUAAUAACGUUAGGCAAAUGGUUGCCGUCUGUGUUGGCCAUAUUUCCCCAGUGAGCCACUCACUCAGUGUGAAUUAAAAACGAAUUGGGCAUGGAGGGUUUACAAAGCAACAGAGGUGUCUGCCUGCCUGGUGGAUUUCUACACAGACACCCAAGGCCAGGGGUGCAACUUUGGUUUUAGAAGUGGGGGGGACUUUU